AAAAAGAAAAGAAAAGAAAAAAAGGGUGAGAGCCAUGGCUCGUAGAGAGAGAGAGAGAGAGGGAGAGAGAAGGGGAGGGGAAAUUUGUGUGAGAUAGAAGAGAGAAAUCUGAAAUCCGCAGGGAACACGUCAGCAGAAAAGAAGGCGGAUUUGAAAACAAAAAUGAUAUGAAUUUUAGUACGGACAUGAAAAAAACAGAAAAAUGCUAAAGAGGAAGCGCAGCGCAAAACAGAAAGAAAAUAGAAAUAGCGCGAUGCCUGUACACUUGCCGAGAAUGGCAAUAUAAAUUCCGCUUUGUUCAUCCUCAUCCUCAUCCUUUUCCUUUUUACCCAUAGAACCCUUCAUACCCAUUCCGGAAGAACCAUUAGCUUUUUACAUUUUCAUUUUCUUCUUCAACAGGAAAGUGGGCUGGUUGGGGUUGGAUUUUGGAGAGACACUCUGAGUCUGGGAGUCUGAGAGUCUGAGGGGGGAGGGGAGAGAAAUGGUAGUAGUUCCAUCGCCAAAAUGCAAGGGUGGGACUCAGAGUUCCAUACCCACUGCCACCGAGCUCACUGCUCAAAUGGACUCCCCAGACCCACAUUUGCCCCACUCUCACUCUCACUCCCAAAACAGCAGCAGCAGCCCCAGAGUGAAGAUCAAGUACCGCAAGAGAAGUGCUGCCGAGGCCGAACAGACACCUCCAACACCACCACCACCACCACCGGAGGAAAACGAAAUGAUGUCUUCUCGCCGGAGAUUCAGUGCUCGCAUUAAGGCCAAGGAGAGAGUUGAGAAGGAACUCCUUGUGCGUCGUAGAGUAGAGCUGCUUGGUGCUGACCACGAAGAAGAAAACGGAGGACGGAUUAGGAAGAGAGCAGGUAUUAGAAAUUCUUCUUCUUCUGCCGGAAAUAGGGAUAAACAACAACUUGUAGAACCCAAAAUUUUGGGUUUGGAGAAGGAGAAGGAGAUGCCGGAGCAAAAUAAGCCCAGAACCAAUGCUACUUCGGAAGGUCAACAAAUCUCGAAACCAAAGAGUGACCAUGCCAAGGUCAAGGAGACUUUGAGGUUAUUCAACAAGUACUAUCUUCAAUGCGUACAGGAAGAGGAGAAAAGGUGCAGAAGAGAGGAGGCUGACAAAAAGGCCGCUAAAGGUCCUAAAUCUAAGAAAGGAGCGUUAUUUGAAGCUACCAAACACAAAGCCAAGCGACCCGAUUUGAAGGCAAUAUCCAAGAUGUUAGAGGCCAGAGAAACUUUGUAUCCUGAAAAAAGAUUUGGCAACAUUCCAGGUAUUGAUGUUGGGCAUCAGUUCUAUUCCCGAGCAGAAAUGGUUGUUGUUGGUUUCCAUAGCCACUGGUUGAAUGGAAUUGAUUAUAUGGGGAUGUCCUACAGUAAGGGGGAGUACAGUAACUAUACAUUCCCACUUGCAGUGUCUAUUGUUUUGUCUGGCAUGUACGAGGAUGACUUGGAUAAUGCCGAUAAUAUUGUAUAUACUGGUCAAGGUGGACAGAAUUUGACAGGUAAUAAGCGUCAAAUUCGGGAUCAAAAGCUGGAGCGUGGUAAUUUGGCACUUAAGAACUGUUUAGAACAAUGUGUGCCUGUUAGAGUAGUUCGAGGCCAUGAAUCUGCAAGUAGUUACUGUGGCAAAGUUUACACUUAUGAUGGCUUGUACAAGGUUGUUCAGUAUUGGGCAGAGAAGGGAAUUUCUGGAUUUACUGUUUUCAAAUAUCGCCUAAAGCGGCUUGAAGGGCAGCCAGUGUUAACCACCAACCAGGUUCAAUUUAUCUAUGGACGUGUUCCUCAGACUAUCUCAGAAAUACGCGGGUUGGUUUGUGAGGACAUCACUGGGGGUCUAGAGGAUGUGCCCAUUCCAGCUACAAAUUUAGUUGAUGAUCCACCUGUUGCACCGACAGGUUACACAUAUUGCAAGUAUAUUAAGGUUGCAAAGAAUGUGAAGCUACCUCCCAAUGCAAUAGGAUGCAACUGUAAGGGAAGUUGUGUGGAUCCCAAGACUUGCUCAUGUGCUAUGCUCAAUGGGUCAGACUUCCCAUAUGUGCACCGUGAUGGAGGCAGAUUAAUUGAAGCAAAGGAUGUAGUUUUUGAAUGUGGUCCAUCCUGUGGUUGUGGUCCUUCUUGUGUCAACCGUACCUCUCAGAGAGUGCUGAAGUACCGACUUGAGGUUUUUCGUACUCCUGCAAAAGGAUGGGCUGUCAGGUCAUGGGAUUUUAUUCCUUCUGGGGCUCCAGUUUGUGAGUACAUAGGGAUACUUAGAAGGACAGAAGAUGUAGAUGCUAUAUCUGGAAAUGAUUAUAUUUUUGACAUCGAUUGCUUGCAGACAAUGAAAGGUCUUGGUGGAAGAGAGAAGCGAUCUCGUGACGUAUCCAUACUGGCAAUUAACUCAUUGGACAAGCCUGAUGAUCAGAGAUCUGAAAGUGUACCAGAGUUUUGCAUUGAUGCAGGUUCGGUUGGAAAUGUAGCCAGGUUUAUUAACCACAGCUGUGGGCCUAAUCUGUUUGUCCAGUGUGUCUUGAGCUCACACCAUGACAUCAAACUUGCUCGGAUAAUGCUUUUUGCAGCUGACAACAUACCUCCUUUACAGGAGCUUACUUAUGAUUAUGGCUAUGCCCUCGAUAGCGUCUUGAGUCCAGAUGGGAAGGUAAGAAAGAUGCCCUGCUACUGCGGUGCAGCAGAUUGUAGGAAACGCUUAUUCUAAGUGAUGAAGCUAGAAUGUUUAUGUUCGUUCCAAUGAACCUUUUUUGCUUGCACCAGCUGAUUACACGUUUGACUGUUGUAUUUAAAGCUUUUGUGGUGCCAAGACUUGUCCUGCCUUUCCCUUCUUUAUGGGGAAUUUCCAUAUGCGUACACACACGUCGGCAUAGGUUGAUAUUAAUGAAGUAAAAGAAAUCAAUAGAGAAAUGUUUGAUAGCAACAGGUUGCUUCAUAAUCGACAUUAUUUCUAGUAUUAUUAAUAUUUUAAUGCCUCUUAAGUGGUUCAUCUUUUGAUA
Ziziphus jujuba (common jujube) is the source of this 2981-nucleotide messenger RNA. Its product is annotated as histone-lysine N-methyltransferase, H3 lysine-9 specific SUVH4. Lineage: Eukaryota; Viridiplantae; Streptophyta; Magnoliopsida; Rosales; Rhamnaceae. Gene Ontology annotation, molecular function: protein binding; zinc ion binding; histone methyltransferase activity. Bases 482 to 2689 code for a protein of 735 amino acids. The transcript is spliced from 16 exons. Gene Ontology annotation, cellular component: nucleus. The record is from RefSeq and is a predicted model, not a curated record.